CACUAAUUGAUUGUAUUUGCAAACAAUUGACUCGAUAUUCAAAGUAUUGCUUAUGUGUUGUGUAUUGUUGUGAAGCAAACAUUGUUUGCAUUUAUGAGACAAACAUUUGAGACAAAGCUUUCAUUUGAAGACAAAAACAUCACUCAAGAGUUUGAUCGGCCGUCGACUCCAAUAAAAGAUACCAUUUGUUUGAAUAAAAUGGUUAAAGUGAUCGGUCGGCACUUUCUUCACGAUGAAAGAGAUCGUAAAUACUUUGCCGACAGCUAUUCAUGUCGACCGCCGACGCUCUUCAUUAUUACCAUUACUUUGAUUGAGCUUUUAUUUUUUAUAUACUACUCGACAGUGUUCGGUGGUAUCACUACUUCAGGUCCCGUUCCUAUCGAUAGUAUGUUUAUCUAUAGACCGGAUAAACGAUUGGAAAUCUGGAGAUUUUUCUUUUAUAUGGUUCUUCACGUCGGAUGGGUUCAUUUAUUAUUUAAUUUAUUGGUUCAAUUAUUGGUGGGAAUUCCUCUUGAGAUGGUUCACGGGUCGGCCAGAAUUGGAACCGUUUAUAUGGCCGGAGUGUUGGCCGGUUCAUUGGGGACAUCAGUGUUUGACUCGGAUGUGUAUUUAGUGGGAGCGUCGGGUGGUGUCUACGCUCUAUUGGCCGCACAUUUGGCUAAUGUUCUAAUAAACUAUAAUCACAUGGAAUCAGCUCUUUUAAGACUUGUUGCCGUUUUGGUUGUCGCAUCAACUGAUGUCGGUAUAGCCAUAUAUGAUCGAUACGCGCAUCCAAAUGACGGUCCCGUUUCAUAUGUGGCACAUCUGACGGGUGCACUCGCGGGCCUUACAAUUGGUUUAUUAGUAUUGAAAAAUUUUGAACAGAAACUUCACGAACAGCUCAUUUGGUGGAUAGCACUGGGAGUUUAUACCGCAUGUGUUCUCUUUGCUAUUAUUUACAAUGUUUUGAACUAAAGGUUUAUAAUUUAUAUUAACUUUUAUAAUAAUUAUAUUUAAUACCAUUUGAUUCAUUCAAAAGUCUAUAUGAAUCUCAAUAAUUGAUUCUCCUUUACAACAAUUUUUAAAAUUAUUUUACAUAAAAAACUGUACAUU
Messenger RNA from Oppia nitens, 1092 nucleotides. Its product is annotated as protein rhomboid-like. Gene Ontology annotation, cellular component: membrane. Bases 94 to 954 code for a protein of 286 amino acids. NCBI's taxonomy places the organism in Eukaryota, Metazoa, Arthropoda, Arachnida, Sarcoptiformes, Oppiidae. The transcript is spliced from 5 exons. The record is from RefSeq and is a predicted model, not a curated record. Gene Ontology annotation, molecular function: serine-type endopeptidase activity.